This is a messenger RNA of Camellia sinensis, 1442 nucleotides long. Lineage: Eukaryota; Viridiplantae; Streptophyta; Magnoliopsida; Ericales; Theaceae. The record is from RefSeq and is a predicted model, not a curated record.
AUGGACAUUUCUCUUCAAAAACCGAUGGUCUCAGUUUCUCCGAUCGACAAAUCGAGAAAGAAGAUAACUAGAACGAUGUCGAAGACCGAUCUCAGAGAGCUUUCGGAGAGAGAGGAGGGUUUUGAUUCGAGAUCGGAUUCGUUGGAUCGAGUGUUGUUUUUGGGCUCCGGAUUGGAUGAGAUUGUGGUUGAUGAGGAGUGUGAUGUUGUUGGGGUAAGGGAUUGGAAAUUGGGGGGUGUUGUUGUGGGUGGUGGUGCUGGAUACGGCGGAGGUGGAAGUUUGACCGGUGGUGGUGGUGGUGGAGGAGGAGGAGGAGGAUCAGGCGGUGGUGAUGGGGAUGGGAGUUCUGGGUAUUGGGAUUCAAAUCAUGGGAAUAACAUCACGGAGGAGUAUUAUCAGAAGAUGAUUGAUGCAUACCCUGGAGAUGCUCUGCUUCUUAGCAAUUCUGCUAAAUUCUUGAAAGAGAUAGCAGAUAGCUAUUUCACUCUCCUUCGCAAAAAGCCCUACUCUUGGUAUUCUCUUCAACAAAAGAAAGGCCUUGGCGGUGCUGCGUCUGUGCGAGAGACAAAUCUAACCUUUGUAUUCGUCGACGACAACAAUGGAUCGCAUCCUUUUCUUCGAACACGCUCGCAAGGCCGCCGAAGCCUCCUACACCAAAACCCCCCUCAAUGCCGAGGUUCUUAUUCUUCUUUAUAUUCAUAUUUAAUCCCGAAUACCUACUUUUUAUCUUCAUCUCUUUUUGCAUUUUUCUUGAAUUUUGAUUUUUUGUGUGAUUAUUUGUGUAGAAUAAUAUUAACGAAUCAAAGGAUAUGAUUCAAGGUUCUAAUCUCUCUCUCUCUCUCGGCUCACUUUGUAUAUAUGCUUUUGCUUAUGUAUAAUAAUUAUCUAUGCGUCAGUUAGUUAAUUGAAUUUCGGUGCAAAAGAAACGAAAACAUGUUUGGCGGAUUGUAAUUUUUUAAGUAAUUAUAUUUUGGGGCAAAUGGAAAUAAUUUUUCAUGGCAAUGGAGAUUUUAAAUUUGUGUCUGUUUAGUUCGAAUGUUUAGCAAAUCGGCGACAAACUAGCAAAUCGGCAACAUACAUAGCAAAUCGGUGAGGUUCUUCAAAAUCUUGACUAUAUUUGUUCAUUCCUUGGUGAGGUUUUUAAUAUCAAAUUCGUAGGCACUAAAAUGGGUUAAUAAACCCAAAAUCAAAUUAACCCAUUUACUAUCAAAUUCCAAAAUCAAAAUCAAAAUGUUCGAUAACAAAUCAAACUGGGUUAUAUUUGUUCAAACCCAAAAUGGGUUAUAUUUGUUCAAAAUUAACCCAGUUCAGAUUCGUGAAACCCAAAUUCCAGAUAACAUAUUUGAACAAAUCAAAAUGGGUUUAUCAUUCUAUACAUUAUCAAAAUGGGUUUAUAUAUAGAAUGGAAUUAAUUCCAUUUUGUUCAAACCCAUUUUGAUAAA